Messenger RNA from Aedes albopictus (Asian tiger mosquito), 649 nucleotides. RefSeq lists its product as uncharacterized. The record is from RefSeq and is a predicted model, not a curated record. NCBI's taxonomy places the organism in Eukaryota, Metazoa, Arthropoda, Insecta, Diptera, Culicidae.
UGCACAAGAUCAUGAAACUACAGAAACGACUCUACUACCUCAAAAAGGUUUCCGGAGAGUUUGUUCAGCACGGAGAAAAUCCAGUUUCUUCGCAGAUUGAGUAUUUGCAGCGCGAUCUGGAAAUGCUUUCGGGAAAUCUACCGAAAAUGGAGAACGCUCCGGAUUGUAAGCCAUCUUCCGUUCCGGGAUUCGAGUUCCCUCUGACCGAGCAGGAGGAAAUUGAACGCUUGGAGGCGGAUGUACGAAACGAUCCGUAUGUCCGGUGCCAAUAUGUGAACUAUCUUAUCAACAAAAAGCCAGCGCCGAUGAAUCUAAUACAGUUCCUACCACUGGUGUUUUCCGAUGAGGCCCUUAUUGCCUACAACUAUCAUGGUUCGCAUGCUUCCGGAAAAUCUAAGCAUUCGAUGAAGGCGUACACCAUUUUUUCGGAAUGCUUUUUGGAAGCCUUCGAAGGAGAAGGAUUGGAUAUGGAUACAUUGACUAAGCAGCUGGUAAUGGCCAUCAAACAGAGCCGGAACCGCAUGCGGCAACGUACAUUCCGAGCAAAGAAGACGCUACAACGAAUCAGCAGCGACAAGGGUUCUGAGUGAUUAGUGUGGAAUGGGAUGUUCUUGCUUUCUGAAUUUGAAUAAAGAUACGAAAAAGUGAA